AUGACAUUCUUAUCCGAAAACAGUACACAGAUAACCAUCCAUGCAGCUUCGAGUAAUUCCGACCAAGCUUGUGAAAUAACAGCCGACUCCGCUGUAGAAGUUACAGUUAAAGCUCUGGCUUAUAUUUUUAUUUUCAUGGUUUCGUUUUUCGGAAAUAUCUUUCUUCUCUUGGUCAUUUACAAGAACAAGCAGCUACGAAGAUCCAUCAACUACUUCGUUUUCAACAUGGCUGUAUCUGACCUCUUCAACCCUUUGACCGUCAUGACUGCGAAGAUCGUUGAGAUCAUUUCAGGCUCGGAAUCCUGGAAAGUUGAUCGUCCGUGGCUGCUAGGAAACAUUCUAUGCAAACUUGCCUACUUUCUGCCAGAUGUUUCUCUUGUGGUUUCUAUAGGAAGCCUUCUUUUGAUCUCGAUAGACAGGCUCUUCGCUGUCGUCUUUCCACUGAAGGCCAAACUUAUCUCCUCAAAAGUACGAUUGAUCAGCAUACUAAUCACGUGGUGUGUCGCCAUCGUCUUCCACGCACCUUAUUUUUACAGUUUCAAACUGAUCCUCUACGAAAAUAAAACGUAUUGUAUCUUAAAUUGGGGACCAGCACUCGACCACCUGAAAACACACAAGGGAUUUGUUACGGCAUCGUUUAUAACUUUUAUCCUCAUUCCCGUAAUUAUCCUGGUUAUUGUGUAUAGCAUUAUCAUAUGGACAAUAAGGAAAAAGAACAAGAAAAGUAAAGAGCGAUUGUCUUGUCGCCAAAACCAUCGAGAUCAGCAGCUGAGGAAAAUUGUCCAAAUGACGAUGGCCAUCAUGAUUUCCUUUGUUUCCUGCAUGACUCCAUUGCUUAUCUAUUUAUUUCUUCAUAUUUUUGUAUGGAAUUGGGAAUCGCCACCCGUUUGUGCAUUUCAAACAAUCAUCCCAUUUAUUUCUGUCUUUCUGCUGCAUUCAUGGAGUGCAGUUAAUCCCUGCAUUUGUUUUAUCUUUAGCAAGAACUAUCGCAACGGCCUUAAGCAAUGUUUUCAUUGUGACAGUCUCAGUCGAAGGUUAUCAAGUAUGCAAGAGCGCUAUCGAAUGCGAACGAUGACGAGCUCC
Molecule: messenger RNA, 1083 nt
Organism: Pocillopora meandrina
Lineage: Eukaryota; Metazoa; Cnidaria; Anthozoa; Scleractinia; Pocilloporidae
Source: the annotation of a GenBank genome assembly